Etheostoma spectabile (orangethroat darter) is the source of this 1931-nucleotide messenger RNA. RefSeq names its product TEF transcription factor, PAR bZIP family member a (gene tefa). Gene Ontology annotation, molecular function: DNA-binding transcription factor activity, RNA polymerase II-specific; RNA polymerase II cis-regulatory region sequence-specific DNA binding. Gene Ontology annotation, cellular component: nucleus. The record is from RefSeq and is a predicted model, not a curated record. NCBI's taxonomy places the organism in Eukaryota, Metazoa, Chordata, Actinopteri, Perciformes, Percidae. The coding region runs from base 289 to 1242 and encodes 317 amino acids. The transcript is spliced from 4 exons. Gene Ontology annotation, biological process: regulation of transcription by RNA polymerase II.
CUGGGUGGAACAUUUUGACGAGGGAGUACACUGUGUUCCGGAUACCAAAAACCUCCACACGACCUAUAUAAUUUUCUGAAGCAGAGAAUCGUCGCAGAGAGCUGUGGGGCAUGCAUUGACGGCCUUUGCCACACAUAAACGGGGAUUUUGUUGAUUUAAAAUUAUUACAGACACCUUAUGACUGUGGUGGAACCGGGCAGUUAACAGUUAGCUAGCGAUAUCGAGCAGAACAACAGCUGAGCUUGCUUAUUUGUCAAUUACUACGUUCUAACGUAAUCAACAAGAGAAAUGUCGACAGAGCCCACUAACAUCACACCGGAGAUGGCCAGGGGGCCCCUGAGUUCAUUCGAUGGGGUUUUAAAGAAGAUAAUGGAAAUGCCUCCGCCGAAUAUUCUGGACGGCGACGACGACACCGACAAGGAAAAGCUGGGUCUGGGAGACAAUUUUGACCUGCUUGGAAGAGAAAGCGAUAUGGGUCCUUCAGCCGCCCUGACCCCUGCAAUUUGGGAGAAAACCAUUCCCUAUGAUGGUGGAAACAUUCACCUGGAGUACAUGGACCUUGAGGAGUUCCUUGUGGAAAAUGGCAUUGCCACCUUGCCUGACAUGAAACCCCUCAAGGGAAUCCCGAAAGGCGAUGCCAUCAAGACAGAGAAAGUUAAGGAUACCCCCUCUGCACAGAUGAAUGUUGCCAAGCCUGCAAGCGUGUCCCCACUGGCCCUGCUACCUGUUCAGGAAUUGGAGCAUUGUGAGGAAGAAGUGGUGACCACCACUAAUGACUCUUAUAUAGUCUGUGAUGUUACUGCUGAGGUGACUACCGAAGAGGACAGAGCGAGCCCCGAGGCCGUCAACCCAGAGGAGAUUGAGGUCGAUGUUAACUACGAGCCAGAUCCCACGGACCUAGUCCUGUCCAGUGUGCCUGGAGGCGAGCUGUUUAACCCUCGCAAACACAAGUUCUCAGACGAUGAUCUCAAGCCACAGCCUAUGAUAAAGAAGGCCAAGAAGGUGUUUGUGCCGGAAGAACAGAAGGAUGACAAGUACUGGCAGAGGAGGAAGAAGAACAACGUGGCUGCCAAACGCUCCCGCGAAGCCCGCAGGUUGAAGGAGAACCAGAUCACUGUCCGAGCAGCUUUCCUCGAGCGCGAGAACGCAGCGCUGCGGACAGAAGUCGCCGAGCUGCGGAAGGAGUGCGGACACCACAAAAACACAGCGAGUCGCUACAAGGCAAAAUUCGGACCACUUUAAGGGACCAUAAAAAGCCAAACCACAGAACCGUAAAUGGACACCCGUAUAGUAGACAGCAAAAUCUCAGUCACUCCCUUUUCACAUCAGUCAGGUUAGAGAUAUUAUCUGGGCACUGUUCAUAAAGCAGUCCUGAUUGUUGGUCACGCAGUGAUCUGCGUGGGUAAAAUCCGCAGUCGGACCACAAAGUAGCCCCUCCUCUUGACCAGACCAGGGCAUCGCUAUUAGAAAGGGAGUAGAAGCAAUAGCAUGUAAAUAUAUUUUAUUUUUUAAAGAAUACAAUUUACCAUCCAUGUGAGUGAGGAGUGUGAGAGGAUAUCAAAGUGCUUCUUCAAUGCAUGUCUUUUAUGAAGUGCACUUCUUCUUCAUCAUGUCUUGUGUGCCUUUUGGCCAAAAGAGAUAAUUUGCGCUGUUUAUUUUAAAGAAACUGGGUUUAUUUUUUAUUUUUUAGAAGAUAGAACAAUUGCAAUAGUUUAGACUAGAUCAGUCGAUAUCUUAUUGGAGAAAUUAAGGGAUUUGCAGGUUGCUUCCAGUUCUUUCUACUUUUAUUGAAUUCUGAAACCCACCUGUCCAAUUUUUAUUUUCAAAUAGAUGUUAUGUUAAGAGCUGGGCUUUUCUUUGCCCACAAACACUCUCAACUGUGACAUUUCCAAUAAUUUCAGCUUCUUCAGGGGAUUACAGUGACGUGGCAA